Molecule: messenger RNA, 1128 nt
Organism: Malassezia japonica
Lineage: Eukaryota; Fungi; Basidiomycota; Malasseziomycetes; Malasseziales; Malasseziaceae
Gene: MCA1
Product: Ca(2+)-dependent cysteine protease
Exons: 2
Coding region: 1-1128 (375 amino acids)
Biological process (GO): proteolysis
Molecular function (GO): cysteine-type endopeptidase activity
Source: RefSeq, a predicted model, not a curated record
AUGUACAACAACUACGGCCCCCCGCAAGGCUAUGCCCCCCAGGGCUACGGACCCCCUCAGGGCUACGCCCCCCAAGGCUACGGUCCUCCUCAGGGCUAUGGUGGCCCCCCCACGAGCUACCAUAUGCAGGCGGGCGGCGGUGCCCCCCCCCAGUACAACAACAUGAUGGUCCACGCGAACCCCCAGGGUGGUGUGAUGAACGGCAACAUGCACUACGAGUACUCGUCGAUGCAAGGCAAGCGUAAGGCGCUGCUGAUUGGUAUUAACUAUGCCGGUAUGAACAGUGCGCUGCGUGGCUGCUGGAACGACGUGCACAACAUGGCCGACUUUAUCCACCGCUACGCUGGCUACAAGCACGACGACAUGGUGCUCCUUACGGACGAGCCGGGCGUGCACCCCAAGUCGGUGCCGACGCGCGCCAACAUUGUGGCGGCGAUGCAGUGGCUCGUGGCCGGCGCGCAGCAAGGCGACGCGCUCUUCUUCCACUACUCUGGCCAUGGUGGUCAGGAGCGUGCGGUCGAGGGCGACGAGGAGGACGGGUACAAUGAGACGAUCCUCCCGCUUGACUACAACAUGACUGGCCAGAUGCCCGACGACGAGCUGCACGCGCGCCUCGUGCGCCCGCUCCCCAUCGGCUGCCGUCUGACGGCGCUCUUUGACUCGUGCCAUUCCGGUACUGCGCUCGACCUGCCGUACGUCUACUCGACCUCGGGCAACAUCAAAGAGACCAACAUCUCGAUGAACGUCGGCAAAGGCAUCCUCGGCGCCGCGAUGGAUUAUGCGCGCGGCGAUAUCGGCGGCGUGGUCUCUGGCCUGAUGUCCACCUUCAAGUCGGCGACGACCGGCAGCGGCGCGGCCGAGUACACGCGCCAGACGCGCUCGUCUGGUGCAGACGUCAUCAUGCUUUCCGGCUGCAAAGACAGCCAGACGUCGGCGGACGCGACCGAGGCUGGCCGUGCGACCGGCGCGAUGAGCUGGGCGUUUAUCAAGGUGCUCAACGAGUACUCGCAGCUCUCGUACCUCCAGCUACUGAACGCUACACGCGACGCUCUCGCGAUGAAGUACUCGCAGAAGCCGCAGAUGAGCGCGUCGCACCCCAUCGACAUGAACCUGCUCUUUGUCAUUUAA